This is a messenger RNA of Cynara cardunculus var. scolymus (artichoke), 1254 nucleotides long. Its product is annotated as peroxidase 12-like. Bases 13 to 1065 code for a protein of 350 amino acids. Lineage: Eukaryota; Viridiplantae; Streptophyta; Magnoliopsida; Asterales; Asteraceae. Gene Ontology annotation, biological process: response to oxidative stress; hydrogen peroxide catabolic process. Gene Ontology annotation, molecular function: heme binding; peroxidase activity. Gene Ontology annotation, cellular component: plasmodesma; plant-type cell wall. The record is from RefSeq and is a predicted model, not a curated record. The transcript is spliced from 3 exons.
CUCAACCUAACAAUGGCUUCUAAAAUUACUUUAAUGCCCCUUCAGUUUGUCUGUUUGAUCAUUGUGGUGGUGAUGAUGCAUGGAUCAGAGGCACAGCAGCAGCCAUUGGUGAAGGGACUUUCUUGGAAAUACUAUGAAAGUAGCUGUCCGAAAUUGGAAUCCGUUGUUAGGAAGCAGUUGGAGAAGGUGUUCAAGAAGGAUGUCGGCCUUGCUGCUGCUCUACUCAGGGUUCACUUCCAUGAUUGCUUCGUUCAGGGUUGUGACGGUUCAGUGUUAUUGGAUGGAUCAGCAAGCGGGCCGGUUGAUAGUGAGAAAACCGCACCACCAAAUUUAAGCUUGAGGGGUUUCGAUAUCAUUGAGGAUCUUCGUCGUAGGGUUCAUAAACAAUGUGGUGCAGGUAGCGUCUCAUGUUCUGAUAUCACCGCCAUAGCUGCUCGCGAUGCCAUCGUCUUGACCGGUGGUCCGGAAUAUAGCGUUCCGCUAGGCCGAAGAGACGGAGUCUCAUUCGCCACAAGAGACGCAACACUUGCCAAUCUUCCGUCACCAUUUGUACCGACUGAGACGCUAUUAACUACCCUUGCCCCCAGAAACUUUGAUGCCACGGAUGCUGUGGCGCUAUCAGGAGCGCACACGAUCGGGGUCGCUCAUUGCCCAUCUUUCACACGGCGACUUUACCCUACGCAAGACGCAACCAUGGACCAAACCUUCGCUGGCAAUCUCAAAGGUGUCUGCCCGGAUGCCAAUACCAACGCCACCACCUUCAUGGACAUCCGAUCUCCAAACGUGUUUGAUAACAAGUACUACGUCGAUCUUAUGAACAAACAAGGACUCUUGACGUCAGAUCAAGAUCUAUAUACCGAUACAAGGACUCGAGCCAUCGUUACGAGCUUUGCGGUAAAUCAAACGUUGUUCUUUGAGAAAUUUGUGAAUGUUAUGGUGAAGAUGGGGCAGAUGGAGGUGUUGACAGGCGCACAAGGCGAGAUUCGCAACAAUUGCUCGGUGCGAAACUCGAACGACGUGCUUAUAUCGAGCGUUGUGGAGGGCGACAACAUCGAGAGCUUUUAGGGUUUCGAAAAAUGGUUUGUGAUUUUGGUGCAAUUAGGAUGUUAAUUAUGGUGUGGAUGUUUUAUGAUGUAUGAACAUUUUGCUUAAUUUGUGUAAUCAGGUAUCCAAAUCAUGGUCUUGUUCAAAGUGCUAUUAUAACCUAAUCAAGAUUCAGCCUCCUGAGCUCACACUGUGUUGUGUGUUUCUCCA